Molecule: messenger RNA, 297 nt
Organism: Vitrella brassicaformis
Lineage: Eukaryota; Vitrellaceae
Source: the annotation of a GenBank genome assembly
UUACUUCUUCUUGAAGGUCGGGGCCGUGUAUUUCCGCCUGUACUUGGCGUGCUGGGGCGACUUGCGCCUCAGCCACUCCACACCCGUCAUCCACUUGCGGUAGCGGUCGGAAAACAGAAGCUGCUGUUGCCACAUCGCACCAGCCAUGAGGGAAGGAAAGAACGGGGACGGGAUCUGGGCUGCAGAUGCCGCGGACGAGGGAGGCGAGAGGGCGGCGCGGGGAGGGAUGCAUCGCGUCAAUGAUAAUGGGGAGAAAAGAAGGGUGCGCCUGCACAGGGGAUACAGCGGCUCUAGCAU